Molecule: messenger RNA, 1789 nt
Organism: Striga asiatica
Lineage: Eukaryota; Viridiplantae; Streptophyta; Magnoliopsida; Lamiales; Orobanchaceae
Source: the annotation of a GenBank genome assembly
AAAAUGGUCAUUUUGGUUUCUGAAAAGAAGUACAUUUUCGUGACUACUACAUAUUCUGAAAGAGAUAAAAGGGGUUUGCUCAGACGAGAGAGAAAGGGAAAAAGAAGAAGACGGAAAAGAGAGAGAAAGGAGCCGUUCGAGUGGUCCGUCUCAAAUCUCAAUCUUCCGUUCGCGAGUGAAGAAGGAAUUUAUAUGAUAGUAGCCGGAGCAUAAAAACCAUGGUGUCGGACCAAGAGAUAGCCAAUGGCGUGGAGACGGUGAUCAAUCAGUCGGACCCGAACGCCGCCACCUCGCUAAACGGCGUCGUUCAGCAGCUGGAGGCCAGGCUAGGGGUCGACCUCUCGCACAAGGCGGAAUUCAUCAGGGACCACAUCACCUUCUUCCUCCGCGCGAAUCCCGUCUCCAAAGGCCAGCUGCCCCCUCGGUCUCCGUCCCAGUUUUACCCUAACGCGCUCUUCCCCCAGCAAUUUCACCAGCCUAAUUUCUCCCUCCACCAACAGCAGCAGCAGCUGGCGCCGCCGCCGCCGCCGCGCGCGAUCCAGCAGACGAGCCCUGCCUAUGCGCCGCCGCCCUCGCAACUCCAAUGGCCGCAGCCGUACCCAGCGCAACCGUUGAAGGAGGUGAACGCGGCAGGGAAUGCUUCGGAUACCCCUAAAGGAAGAGCCCCAGCUGGAACCAAAAGAAGAGGCGGUGCAGGAGGCCUGAACAAAGUAUGUGGCGUUUCACCUAAGUUACAAGCCAUUGUUGGGGAGCCAGCAUUACCAAGGACGGAGAUAGUGAGGCAGCUGUGGGCAUACAUUAGGAAACAUAACCUUCAGGAUCCAGCGAACAAGAGAAAUAUUAUCUGUGAUGAUGCUUUAAGAUUGGUCUUUGAAACAGACAUCACUGACAUGUUCAAGAUGAAUAAGUUGCUGGCAAAGCACAUCUUGCCGCUUGAUACAACAAAACAACUGGAUCAAUCUAAGAAAUUGAAGGUUGAAGAUGAUCCUGAGAAGCAAGACCCUAAUUCUGGUGAUAUUCCUGUGACGGUAUCAGAUGCACUUGCGAAAUUCUUUGGACCGGGAGAAAGAGAGAUGCUUCAGUCAGAUGCUUUGGGCCGUGUCUGGGAGUACAUAAAGGUUAACCAGCUGGAGGAUCCACUGAAUUCUAUGGUCAUCCAUUGUGAUGCAAAGCUUCAUGAACUAUUGGGAUGUGAAAGCAUAUCUGUACUGGGCAUUCAGGAGAUGCUUGUCCGCAGUCAUUUAUUGAAGAAAUCAUGAAUUCUAUAUAUGUGAAUGAACUUCUUGCUGGAGCUUUGAAGUAUGCCAUUUUAGACUAAAUUUAUUAAUUCUUCAUUUGACUUCAUUGAAUUUGUCAAAAGGAUCUUGAUUUUGUUCUUGCAUUUUUUGCAUAAUUUGUCAAAAGGAUCUUCAUUGACUUUAUUCGUGUUCAUUUUUUGCAGGUACUGUAACUGGGUAGUUGCUUAUGAUGACUUGACUGAUCCCACAAUAAAUAUGUAAUUUCUCGUUUCUUUUGAUUGUUGUCUCAUGGUUUUAGGUGUGUAAACUAUGAUUGUUAUGACUUAGUGCCCUUUGGCUGUGGGCUAGACGUGUUCUGUAAUUAUGGCAUGGCAUUUUACGCGGUUUAGGUUUCCCUUUUGUCUAUUUUCGCCUGUUAAUCUCGUCCAACUGAUGUCACUGUAAUGGGUAGGAAAAAAUGUUGUUGGUGAUAAUAUGUCUUUUGACACCUUUACCAUUGUUGUAUAUAUGCCAGCACUUUCUUAUAUGGGAUAAGUGAUUUUUCCUGCUCA